Saccostrea echinata is the source of this 1209-nucleotide messenger RNA. RefSeq lists its product as uncharacterized. The transcript is spliced from 4 exons. The record is from RefSeq and is a predicted model, not a curated record. Gene Ontology annotation, cellular component: membrane. NCBI's taxonomy places the organism in Eukaryota, Metazoa, Mollusca, Bivalvia, Ostreida, Ostreidae. Gene Ontology annotation, biological process: sensory perception of taste. The coding region runs from base 7 to 1209 and encodes 400 amino acids.
CACACUAUGACGACUUUUAAGUUCCACAUGCGCCCGCUGCAUUUGACACUUGGGAUUUUUGGAUUAUGGCAUUCUGCAAAGAACGAUAAAGUCGAACCUGGGCUUGAGAAGAGUGGUAACAACAAGGAAUUCGUAAAACCUCGUUUUUUCUUCAGACUUUUGAGAGUGUAUUGUAUUUUUAUCUGCUGUCUGUUAACGUUAAAUGUUCUACGCUACAUUCCAAGCUUCUGGGUCGGAAACGACUUCGUUCCUGGCCUCACGGCACUUAGGGUAGUGAUUCUUCUAUGGUACACCCAGAAUGCUAUCAGUGCUAUCGUUAUUUUCGUGUUCUUUGAUAACAAGGACCACUUCCAAAAGUAUACGGAACAGUAUAACCGUGUGAUUAGUGAUCAGAUCUCAAAGCGACUUAAAACAAAUCCAGGAUGUCAAAUAAUCAGAAGAUGUAUGAUACGAAACCUAGUUGUAGGGUGGAGUAUUGUAAUCUUCAACUCACUUCUUGUAGCCUCUCUGAUUUUCGUGGACAUCGUUCCAGCUUUUGUGGUGGCUACAUGCAACCCUAUGUCUUAUACUUCGGGUUUGGUAAAACUCUUAGUGUGCUUCAUUCAGUUUUUGAAUUCAGGAGUUUGGAUAUUUCCUAUUGUCCUUCACUACACUCUAACAACAGCAAUUCAACUCCGAUUUGAGGAAUUAAAUGGGCUUAUAGAGAACAUAGCUUUAGACAAAUGUGACGAUCGUUUUGAAAUCGUUAAGAAUGUUCGUCAGAAACAUCUACAGUUGUGUAAAAUGGUGGAAACGGUAGACCAAAGUCUGAGCUACUACGUAGCAAAUAUGUACACCGCAAACAUAGCACUUGCCUGCUUCAUAGCAUAUAAUAUGAUAAAUGGAUUCAGCAAAUCCAUAAGUAUACCCGAAACCAUCACUCUUUCUUUCUGGCUUGCUUCUUCCUUCUUCAUAUUGUUCAUCAUCUCCAAGAAAUCAGCUACAUUACACGAGAAGGCGCAUGAUUUAUCCUCCUUGAUAAUGGAUAUCAAUUUAGAAGGUGCCACUAUCCAGGAUAUUGCACAAAUUAACCUGCUUGUUGCCAAACUCCACGGUCCUUCAGUUGGACUUUCCGUGCUAGGGAUCAUCACCAUUACCAAGGAGAUGAUUUUAACACUGGCUGGGCUUUUCCUGACCUACUUCUUUCUACUCGUUCAAUUUCGAAUUUAG